AUGGGUGGUGACAAAAUUGGUGGAUUGCUCAGGGCAGAGGAGACAGACCGAGAAGCCUUGAUUGGAUUCCAGGCCAAAAUAACCCACGAUCCUCUUGGGAUCACGAACUCCUGGAAUCAUAGCAUCCACUUCUGUGAGUGGCCUGGUGUUAAAUGCCGCCGUGUCAGUGCAGGCAUCAUGAGGGUCGCGACCUUGUACCGGCCCUCUGUCAACCUUGUCAACCUUGUAGGUUCCAUAUCACCGCAUAUUGGCAACUUGAGCUUCCUGAGUUAUCUGAAUCUGGCAAAUAAUAGCUUUAGCGGAGAAAUCCCUGAGGAAAUCCGCGGUCUGCGUAGAUUGAAGAUUUUAAUUCUGGACAGGAAUCUGCUUCAUGGUCCACUUCAAGUACCACCAUCUUCCACAACAUUUUUGUCCCUUGCAGACAACAAUUUUUCUGGAGAGAUUCCUUCCUCGAUAUGCAGGUUAAUUUCUCUGCAGCAUCUUUAUUUGUCUAAAAAAAAUGUAAGUGGAACUAUUCCAAAAUGCUUUGGAAACUUUAGAAAUCUCUCUGUCUUGGAUUUGGGAAACAAUAAUUUACAUGGUAGCAUACCAGCAGCAUUUGUGGAGGGUAAUAGCUUGAGUCGUCUUGACUUGAAUGGCAAUCAAUUGGAAGGGCCAUUACCAAGAUCUUUGUUUAAUUGUAGCAAGUUAGUAACUUUGAACUUAGGGAACAACAGGAUAAAUGGAUCUUUUCCCUACUGGUUGGAAAAUCUUGCAGAGUUACGAGUUCUUGUUCUGCUAUGCAACAGAUUCUCUGGUCCCAUACCAACCUCAAAAGCUCGAUUUCCUUUCCCUCGCUUGUUAGUAAUUGAACUCUCCCACAAUGACUUCACAGGUCCUUUGCCAGCCAGAUACUUUCAGCAAUUCCAAGCCAUGAUGAAAGAGAACACCUCUGAAUAUUAUGAGGCUCAUAUGACAAUCACAAUCAAAGGGGAUGAUUUUGAGGUGACCAAAGUCCUUGAUAUAUUUGCAAUGAUUGAUUUGUCAAAUAAUCAGUUUAGAGGAGAAAUUUCUGAAAAUAUUGGAGAGCUUGAACUUUUAAAAGGGCUGAAUUUUUCUCAUAAUCAUCUAUCAGGACAUACACCUGUGGGAAAUUUAUCAAAUCUUGAAUAG
Molecule: messenger RNA, 1152 nt
Organism: Hevea brasiliensis (rubber tree)
Lineage: Eukaryota; Viridiplantae; Streptophyta; Magnoliopsida; Malpighiales; Euphorbiaceae
Product: receptor-like protein 43
Exons: 2
Coding region: 1-1152 (383 amino acids)
Molecular function (GO): protein binding
Source: RefSeq, a predicted model, not a curated record